AGCGGGAGGCGGUCGGGUCAGGCCAGCAGCUGGGCGCAAGCGGGUCGGCGUUGAGGGAGCCACUGCCUUCCCGCCUGCGCACUGCCUCUCGGCCCCCUCCGGCCAGCCCGCAGCCGGCCGCGUCAUGCCAGGCGCUGCUCGGCGGUAGGGAGUGCCCGGGGCCGCCGCCUCCGCCCGCCCGCCCGAAGCCGCGCCCACUGCCCAGAGCCAGAGGGAUGGUGGUAGUCACGGGGCGGGAGCCAGACAGCCGUCGCCAGGACGGUGCCAUGUCCAGCUCCGACGCCGAAGACGACUUUCUGGAGCCGGCCACGCCGACGGCCACGCAGGCGGGCCACGCGCUGCCCCUGCUGCCACAGGAGUUUCCUGAGGUUGUUCCCCUUAACAUCGGAGGGGCUCAUUUCACUACACGCCUGUCCACACUGCGGUGCUACGAAGACACCAUGUUGGCAGCCAUGUUCAGUGGGCGGCACUACAUCCCUACGGACUCCGAGGGCCGGUACUUCAUCGACCGAGAUGGCACACACUUUGGAGAUGUGCUGAAUUUCCUGCGCUCAGGGGACCUCCCACCUAGGGAGCGUGUUCGGGCUGUGUACAAAGAGGCCCAGUACUAUGCCAUCGGGCCCCUCCUGGAGCAGCUGGAGAACAUGCAGCCACUGAAGGGCGAGAAGGUGCGCCAAGCGUUUCUGGGACUCAUGCCCUAUUACAAAGACCACUUGGAGCGGAUUGUGGAGAUCGCCCGGCUGCGUGCAGUCCAGCGGAAGGCUCGCUUUGCCAAGCUCAAGGUCUGUGUCUUCAAGGAGGAGAUGCCCAUCACCCCCUAUGAGUGUCCGCUCCUCAACUCCCUGCGCUUUGAGCGGAGUGAGAGUGACGGGCAGCUUUUUGAGCACCACUGUGAAGUGGAUGUGUCUUUUGGGCCCUGGGAGGCUGUGGCUGAUGUUUAUGACCUGCUGCACUGCCUGGUCACGGACCUCUCGGCCCAGGGUCUCACUGUGGACCACCAGUGCAUCGGGGUGUGUGACAAGCACCUUGUGAACCACUACUACUGCAAGCGCCCCAUCUAUGAGUUCAAGAUCACAUGGUGGCGGCUGUAUUUGGAAACUCCCAUUGGUCCAGAGAGACAGAACAAUGAGAAGAAAUCCCCUGUCCAGUUACCUGCAGGAAUAUUUCAACACUUCAUGGGCUAGAGGAUUCCAUUGAGAUGGGGUUUAUGUCUUGAUUUUGAACACCUGUCAGCACUGUUCUCUGUUUGCAUGGCAAUUCUGACCCUUUUAUGGCAACAACACCCCUGGGACAACCCGGAUUUGUGGAUUGAGAUCCAAAGGUAGAAUUUCCAGACAGUCCAACCAAGGUAUCAAGGGAUGUUUCCAGAGUGGAAGGCUCUCACCGUGUCCCAGGAUUUCUGGGGUUUGUAAGCAAUACUGGCCAUUUGUGACCCUGUUUUUUACCUAAUCAUUCUGUCUUUUUAGGACAUGGUUUUACCCGAUCCCUGGCUAAGGAUCCAGCAUUCCAAUAGCUGAAAACCCUGUUAUAGCUUUUCUCCUAUUCUGCCUUACCCAAGACACACUUGAACCCCUCAGUAAGGCUAUACAGGGGGCCAUGAGCAGGGGCAGCCUCUCCCUUGUUUCUACAGCUCCAUGAUGAGGGGUUGACUGAGGCCAGCAAUCCUUGUAGAUGUGACCGUUGCAAUAUAAUCAACAGUUUCAAGAUCGAGGGGUACCUUUUGAAAGAACCCCUUCAGGGAUAUCUAUCCACAGCAGCCUGGAGCAGCCAAGGUGAACCUGAGAUUUUGACCCACACAAUAAGGGGGGCCCAUUCUUUUUCAAAUAUUUUGGCUUCAGAAUACACUUCAUUACACAUGCAAAUAUUGAGAGAUUAACAGAAAUUCCAGCUCUUAUGCCUGACUGAGACGAGCCACUGCAAGUUGCAGUCAGGUACCCAUGUGCAGCAGAGGCCAGCUGAAUCCCAGAGCUUCCCAAAGUGGACACCAGCGGGGACUAUUCCUGAUGUCCCACCCAAGAGAGGAAGAUGAACUGAGGCACUGCUUCUCUGCCCAAAUGCAUCCCAUGUGCAUUCACGUGUCACCCAUUCAAAAUAGCAUGGAAUUCUUGGAACCUUAUAUCUGACAUGUAAAACCAGCCUACACAUUGGGCUGGGUGCAGGGGCUCACACUUGUAAUCCUAGCACUUUGGAAGGCUGGCGUGGGCAGAUUGCUUGAGCACAGGAGUUCCAGACCAGCCUGAGCAACAUGGUGAAAUCCUGUCUCUUCAAGAAAUAAAAAAAAUAAAUAAAAAAAA
Molecule: messenger RNA, 2294 nt
Organism: Pongo pygmaeus (Bornean orangutan)
Lineage: Eukaryota; Metazoa; Chordata; Mammalia; Primates; Hominidae
Gene: KCTD7
Product: potassium channel tetramerization domain containing 7
Exons: 5
Coding region: 216-1184 (322 amino acids)
Biological process (GO): positive regulation of transporter activity; membrane hyperpolarization; protein homooligomerization
Cellular component (GO): plasma membrane
Molecular function (GO): protein binding
Source: RefSeq, a predicted model, not a curated record